This is a messenger RNA of Symbiodinium pilosum, 372 nucleotides long. NCBI's taxonomy places the organism in Eukaryota, Dinophyceae, Suessiales, Symbiodiniaceae. The record is from the annotation of a GenBank genome assembly.
AUGGGCUACGCGCGUGUGGCACAAGACCUGAGCCAGUUCAAGGCUUGCCUGAAGAAUGGCUACCCCUUCGUGUUCGGUUUUGCCGUCUUGACAAGCUUCCAGACAGCGGAGGUUGCCAGGACCGGCAACAUGGUGAUGCCCCAGCCGACUGACCAGCAGCUGGGUGGCCAUGCCGUGUGCGCUGUGGGCUACGACGACUUCAAGCAGUGCUUUAUCGUUCGCAAUUCUUGGGGCGAGGGGUGGGGUGACAAGGGCUAUUUCUACAUGCCUUACGAGUACAUGUGCCACCCUGCGCUUGCUUCCGACUUCUGGGCCAUCAACUGGGUGGAGGGCUUCAAGAACGCCAGCGCCAAGCCCGUUGCGAAGAAGUAA